AUGAGCGAUCAUCCCCGAGCGAGGAGACCUCAUAGGAAAUCCCGUGCAGGGUGUCGUAACUGUAAACAGAGAAGGUGCGAUGAACUUAAACCAACUUGUGGGAGCUGUUCGCGAUUUGCCAUCCCCUGCGACUUCUCGCCAAAUCCAGCAGGGAGCAAGCAGGGCGAAGAUUUAUUAAACAAUGCUCCAACUCGGCGGAAGAGAGGUAGGCCACGUAAAGAUUGGCCGGCUAUCACAAGGGAUUUCGGACCCCACGGAGAGAUCUGUGAAAGCUCUGAAAUAACAGCGCCUAAUCUCGAUCUAUUAUCAAUUAAGGAGUCGACUUCCUCCCCCCAUUUAACUGUUGAUGAACUUGAACUAUUGCAUCAUUAUCUAACCGAUGGGCAACUCAGCCAAGGAGAUAAACUGCUGUGGCAGAUCAAAGUGCCCCGUUUAGCCUUCACUCAUCACUGCGCCCUCCAUCUGAUACUAGCCAUAUCAGCCUUCCAUCUGACGAGACUAGAGCCAGAUCGUUCAGAACACUUCAGGAGACUUGCGGAUACCCACCAUUCGAUCGGGAUCCGCCAGGCAACCCAUCUUUUCCCUCAGCUUAGUACAGAUAACUGCUCUGCACUAUAUGUGGCUUCAGCUCUGGCUUGUGCGUGCGGUUUUGCCAAAAAGCCGACGCCAGGGAAUCUUCUAGUUGUCGCUGAGGACUGUGAGGUACCUUGGCUGGACUUAUUAAGAGGAGUCCGAAUUAUCAUCGAGAAUAUUGGCCUGGGGCACGUUUUCUCGGGCGUCUUAGGUCCGUUCCCGCCACCACAACCCGAAGAGCCAUCUAGAAAAGAGGCACACCAGGUCGAGUUCGUACCAUGGGAAGAGCCUCUGCAGAAGCUGUCGACACUUAUUUCGGCCGCACCCGCAUCGACCCGCAAAAUUUAUAAUAGUACCCUCGGAUGCUUAUCGUGGUGUUUUCACGAAACCUAUGGGACAUCUGCCGCUCCCAAGAGUGAAAUAAUUGGUCAGUUUCGGGUUCUCAUAGCAUGGCUGUACAAAUUAGAUGAGUGUUUUGUCGGCUUCUUGUGUGAGAAACAGCCCACAGCCCUGAUAAUUCUAGCUCACUUCGCUAUACUACUCAGUUCACUCGAGUACUGUUGGUUCUUAGAAGGAUGGGCGAAUCAUGUUUCCCAAGGCAUCGCGGACUCUCUAGACCCGUCAUAUGAACAAUGGCUGCAGUGGCCAAGCGAACAGAUUGAUAAAUCCAUUAAAUUGCGAAGGAAUUUGGAGAAAUACGCUAAAUAUUAA
Messenger RNA from Daldinia loculata, 1284 nucleotides. RefSeq lists its product as uncharacterized. Lineage: Eukaryota; Fungi; Ascomycota; Sordariomycetes; Xylariales; Hypoxylaceae. The record is from RefSeq and is a predicted model, not a curated record. The transcript is spliced from 2 exons. Gene Ontology annotation, biological process: regulation of transcription by RNA polymerase II. The coding region runs from base 1 to 1284 and encodes 427 amino acids. Gene Ontology annotation, molecular function: zinc ion binding; DNA-binding transcription factor activity, RNA polymerase II-specific.